AUUCCCUCUUGCAAUGCCAAGAAGCUUUGGACCAGACCAAAGUUCUUCAUUUAUUGAACCAGAUCCCUGCCACUAUAAUUUUUUUUAUUUUUUUAUAAACAUAUAUUUCCCGCAAUGGCAGCAAGAAUUUCUUUUGUAUGCCUAGCGAUUCUUGGAAUGCUAGUGAUGGAAGCUAUGGCGGCUGGAUCUACUGAUUCAGAGACAUACCCAAGAAGGCUUUUGCUAAGAGGGACCAUAGCGGUUCCGCCGGUUCCCGGGUCGGAAGAAAGAAGAGAUUCUGGGGAAGAAGCUGAAGCACCGGAGAGCCUGACAGCGCACCACCACUACAGUAAAUCUGUAGCCGGCGGAGAAGUCAUCAUCGGCGGUCUUGUCACUGCCCUUUUCGCGGCGGUUUAUUGCUACAUUCGGGUCACCCGGAGAAGGGUCGAGGGGGAUCAACGAAGCGUGUAUUGAAUUUGUUAUUUACAAUAUUUCAUUUUUUCUUGUGACAUAGUCCUACAUUAUUAUUAUUAUUAUCAUUAUAUGAACAUUAACAAAAAUAUUACGUACAGUGCGUGAAUAGUUAGGUUAUUAGUGGGCAAUGUAGCUGAAUUUUGUGCUAUAUAAUGUGGCCUUAUUGGCUUUGUGCACGUGUUAGUUGAUACUCCGUAAUUAAUGGGGCAAAAUAAUUUAGAGAAAAUGGUCCGCCUUCUAUGAAAUAGUCACAUAAGGCCAUACACUCAACAAAGUGUCAUUUCAGUACAUAUACUUGUAUAAAGCAAUCAAAUGAGUCCUAACGGUUUAUUU
Cuscuta europaea is the source of this 786-nucleotide messenger RNA. NCBI's taxonomy places the organism in Eukaryota, Viridiplantae, Streptophyta, Magnoliopsida, Solanales, Convolvulaceae. The record is from the annotation of a GenBank genome assembly.